GCGAGGCAGCGGAACGUCAAGUAGAACUGAAAGAUGUCAACGUCGAAGUUACUCAGACAGCGGGCCCAGGAGAUCCUGGGCUCUCGCAAACAUGCAAAUAAUCUGCUGGACAUUCUCAAUAUGUGGCAGAGCCAUCCGAAUCCAUGUAUCAUGACAAUUGAAGUCAUUUUCGAGGAAUUGCUUCGCCGUGGUGAUUUGUACCAGGAACGCACCAUCUCCCUAACCAUUUCAGAACCAACACCAGAAAUUAGAUACGUCAACUGGUUAAGAAAUUGUUAUGAAGAAGUUUGGGACAAGUUGCUCAACUCCAUGGAGGACUCGAGGCCAACUGUACAAACACAAGCCUUAUCAACUGCUAUUAAAUUAAUGGCAGCAGAAGGAAAAUCUCCAUUGGAGCCUGUAAACAAUAUUGAAUAUUAUUUUCCUCUGAGUAGAUUAAAAUCAAUUAUUAUGAAAAUUUUGUCACCAGAUAGAGAUAACGUUUCUCUUAUAACAAGAUUUCAAGAAAUUUCUAGUUAUGUAGAUGCUCUGCAUUACACAUGGAAGAGCCUUCCUUCGCUCACUCCAAAGAGACAACCACACAAUGUAUACAUUAAGAAUUUAUUAGAUUUCAUACACAAGUUGCCUCUGCCCCAAGAAAGUAGCGACAGUAAUCAAGAUUUACUUUGUGGACCGCAAGGUUCAGGGGAAUUCAAAUGUGAUUAUGCUGCUGCAAAAAAAGCCUUAAACAAAGUGUGGUCGUGCAUUAUGCACUGGGAAGUGACACAACAAUUGCACAAGCAACUACUAAUUGUUCUCUUGGAGCGAGUUAUGUCUCAAUUAGAUAAACCCAUAUUAAUGACAGAUUUCCUGAUGGAUUCUCUAGACGCAAAUGGUCCGAUCGGUUUAUUGGCGCUACAAGGAGUGUUUAUAUUAGUCACAAAGCACAACUUGGAUUAUCCAAAUAUUUUUACCAAACUGUAUUCGAUGUUUGAACCAGAAAUUUUUCAUACAAAGUACAAAGCGCGAUUGUUUUAUUUAUCAGACAUAUUCUUAAGUUCCACGCAUCUGCCAGAAGCUCUAGUUGCUGCAUUUGCAAAACGACUAUCGCGAUUAACGUUAGUCGCACCACCCGAAGAUAUUCGCAUAAUUCUACUAUUUAUUGGUAAUCUACUGAUGCGCCAUCCAGGUCUAAAGCGAUUAAUUGAUAAACCACUUGGCAGUAGUGGUAGCAAGAAUAUAUCACCUUAUGAAAUUAGUGCAGCACCCAACGACCCUUACCUUAUGGAAGAGCGCGAUCCUCUACAAAGUAAUGCCAUGCAAAGUAGCCUUUGGGAAGUAAAAUCUCUCCAGUGCCAUAUGUUACCUAGCGUGGCCACGGCUGCACGCUUCAUCCGCGAACCCUUGCCCAGUGUAGAGUAUGACAUGGCUACAGCUCUCGAACAAACUGGAAGCCACAUCUUUGACCGAGAGCUUAAAAAUAAAAUUAAGGAUAUUAUGGUGACGUUUGAACGGCCCAAUUCAAUGGCACUGCCUAAAGGAGAACGACUAUUACAGUAUUGGCAGCUUACCACAAUGCAUUAGUAGCACAUAAAAUGCGAUUCCUUUUUAUUUUGUUUAAAGAACAAAAACUCGUUUAUGUACACACAAUGGAAUUUCGUCUUUCAUCGUGUCUGUCUUUUUUCAAAAGGUAACAAAUGCUAUCAUGAAAUUUUUUCACUACGCAAUAUUUUUGUAUGCCGCGAGAGAUUAAAAUUAAAAAAAAAAAUUCAACUUUCCUACACUGAUUGCAGUUGUUUAUGGAUAUUUGAUUAUUUACCAUCAAAUAGAAUCUGCACUUCGUAUUUUUUUUUAGCGACUAGUGUAUUAGGAAAUUAAAUUAAUUUCUUUUUUAUUUUUAAUCUCCCAAAAAAUAUUGCUAAACAAAAUAUCCCGAACUAUUUAACCUGAUGGCAACCGAUAAAAAAAGUUUUCAAACUUGCCAUUUAUAAAUACAAUGGUAUUUGAAUUAUGUUAGACUAUAAAUGUUACAUUUAAGCAUCAAUUAAAUAGUGUAACGUGUAAGUCAUUAAGGAUUGAUGAAAUCACCAAUAUUAUUUCCUUAAGGCAAAUCAAUCUGUUAUGUUCUUUGUGUAUUGUUAUAUUGUGCAUCCCUUAAAAAUCAAAGCCAGCUUCUUUAUCGAAUAUGUAUAUUGUGUAAGUUUUGUUAUAUUUAUAUAGAUAAUGGUAUGAAAUUUAUUUUUCUUUAAUAACUGUAGGUUCGAUUAAGCAUUAAAUAGAUUGACUAGCUUAAUUAGAAGUAAGGUCUCUGUUAAAAAGUGUAUGUUAGAACAAGACAUGAUUUUUAUAAGUAAAUUUAUUUUUUUUGCAAUGAUCGGCAAUAAAUGUACAGUACUUACAGUAUAAAAAAAAAUCAUUUCAUUAAAUUUUCAAUUUCGUAUAAAUCUGUACUAUUAGUUUUUUUUAAUUCACUUGAUUGAAUCUUUGUUCAAUUUAAAUUUUGUACUGAUGCAAUAAUCACCCACAAAAUCAAACUAGGCUGUCAAAAUAUUGAGUACAUGACAAGUUAGCUCACAGAUUAUUGUGAGUUUUUGUUAGAUUUUACAAAAAAUAGUUGUACCCAAUUUUACGCAAUAUUUCAAAAGUUCGGUUUGAAAUAAAUGUUUAAAAAGCUAAAAAAACUUUGAAAAUUAAAACUGUGCAAAAUACAAACCAGUCUUUAUGAUGUAGUUUAAUUUUUGAACGAUUAAAAAACAUUGUACUUGAGCACUGUUUCAAAUUUCGUUUUGUAAGAUGAAGUACCCUUAUUUAUAACUUCAAAAUCUUUGACACAUGACCUUGUCAAGCGAUUCAUGGAAUACCUAAUUAUAAUUAAAAGCUUUUCUAACGCAUGAGAAAGCAACAUAAGAUAACAAACUUCGAUAUAACUCUACAAUGACAAAACUUGUUAUUUGAUUAAAAAAGUGUGCUAACUUGUAAAGUUAGCGAUAAACACUAAUUUUAUUAUAGUAAUCAUCUAUACAUACGAAAAUAAAGUGAUACAAUAUUUUAAU
This is a messenger RNA of Copidosoma floridanum, 3032 nucleotides long. RefSeq names its product nucleolar complex protein 4 homolog. Gene Ontology annotation, biological process: ribosome biogenesis. The record is from RefSeq and is a predicted model, not a curated record. NCBI's taxonomy places the organism in Eukaryota, Metazoa, Arthropoda, Insecta, Hymenoptera, Encyrtidae. Gene Ontology annotation, cellular component: nucleolus; small-subunit processome; Noc4p-Nop14p complex.